AUGUCCCCGGGGCGCAAAUCAUAUACUUUUAUCGGAAAGUCCAUAUCAAGACCGAUUCAUGGGAAAAUCCCCGAUUAUACUACGGAAGCGAGGCCAAAGGAGGCAGAGAAGGGUCAUAAAGGAAGGAGUAGGCUCAAAUGGAAUGGAUCCUGGCUCUGGGAAAUUGGAGCUGUCCUUCUCAGUAUCAUCUGCCUUGCUCUCCUUGUCGCCUUUCUUGCGAAGAUCCAUGGAACGCCAUAUGCCAGUUGGCAAUAUACCGUUUCGCCCAACACAAUUGUCUCCGUCAUUAUCACAAUUGCAAAAGCGUCUUUUCUCGUCGCGGUUUCCGCUUGUCUCAGCCAGCUGAAAUGGAAUCAGUAUCGCGGCGCAACCUCUAAGCCUCUCUACAGCAUGCAGGCCGUGGACCAGGCGAGCCGUGGACCGUGGGGAUCGCUGGACAUCCUCUUCAAUAUUUUUACUGGUAUCCGAAUGGAUGUUCUGACACUCACUGGAGCGUCAAUAACAGUUCUUGCACUUGCCGUUGACCCAUUCGCGCAGCAGAUUUUGGCUUUUCCCGAGCGUACUGUACUGGCUUCCAACGAGACUGCCUUGGUGCGGUCAACUCAUGGAUAUAAUUUCACCGGUCACCUUACAAGGUGGAGUGGAAGUAUUUCUGACACGAUGGUGUCUUCUCUUUUGGUUGGCCUUGCGCAACACACCGACCCACUAGCAUCACAAUGUCCCACCAGUACUUGUACUUUCCCCGGUUUCAUCUCGCUAGGCUUUUGCAGCCACUGUGAAGAUGUUACGAAGGACACCAAACAAGUCUGCGGUCCCUGGUCAAUGUCCGAUCCAACUGCCUAUUCAUUACACGUCCACGGCUACUGCAAUUACACUACUCCGAACGGCGUACAUUUCAUGGGCGAGGUGAACGCAGAUGCAGUUCCUCCAACUGAGGAAGACGUAUACCUUACGUAUGAUUAUGUGUACACUGAUCUCCUAAACAAUGGCACAUCAUAUGAUUCGCCACUUCUUUAUUUCGUGGCCGCCUCAGAAAGACGUGUCGUCCAUUGGACUCGACAAAACAGGACUGCACCUGCACCAAAGCCCUCAAUCUCAAUUUGCAGAAUGUAUGUCUGCGAGCAACAAUUUUCCCCGAGUCGAUAUAUCGCCACCGAUAGCUCGACUCAUUAUUCCAAGAUUUCUCAUACCCAAGAGCUCAUAACCUCAUAUAACGAGAAAGCAAUUAAAUUGACUCCUGCGAAUGGCGCUGAGUUCCUAUCUAAGGACCCAUAUGACCUAGAUGCCGACACGCUAUCAGACCUUGAAUUCACACUGCAGGGGGUCUUCAACUUGUCUGGUAAUACGCAAAAUGGGUUGAACUCGAUGAACUUUGUUCCAAUUAUGCAGAAGCGUGGAAUCAAUGAAACAAUGGCCUCUAUCGCUGCUAGUUUAACGAACAAUAUUCGUUCUACCAACAAUCCACUAGGAGAAAAUCUCCAGGGAGAGGCUUUCAAAAGUGAAAGCUUCAUUGAUGUUCGCUGGCCCUGGAUAAUUCUACCAAUGUGUGCAACGUUAGGGUCGCUUGUUUUACUUGUGGGGACAUUGAUGAUGAGCAAGACUCAAAAAGUCGUGCUUUGGAAAGACUCUAUUAUUCCGUUGAUGAUGAGCCAACUCCAGACUACCCCGGAACAUGAAAUAUCCAGUCUGAAAGAUGUGAACAAGGUGAAUGUCCUAUCUCGAGAUAUACGUGUCUCCUUGAUUCAGGAGGAGAAAGAACCACUUACGUUCACCGAGAUAUAA
Penicillium chermesinum is the source of this 1782-nucleotide messenger RNA. RefSeq names its product DUF3176 domain-containing protein. The record is from RefSeq and is a predicted model, not a curated record. Lineage: Eukaryota; Fungi; Ascomycota; Eurotiomycetes; Eurotiales; Aspergillaceae. The transcript has a single exon. Bases 1 to 1782 code for a protein of 593 amino acids.